Molecule: messenger RNA, 1502 nt
Organism: Perca flavescens (yellow perch)
Lineage: Eukaryota; Metazoa; Chordata; Actinopteri; Perciformes; Percidae
Gene: tmed5
Product: transmembrane p24 trafficking protein 5
Exons: 4
Coding region: 136-822 (228 amino acids)
Source: RefSeq, a predicted model, not a curated record
AAACAGAAGUCCGAACAUUUCAGAAGUGAAGUUUGGGCGAACCUUAACUCGUUUCUUCGCCGCUCACAUACGUUUGUCAACUACUGUGUUACCCCCUUUUGGCUCUUUUGGACUUUUAAGCACGCAGGCUUGGCUAUGGAGGUAGUCCGGGUUUUUUUGUGUGUCUUGUCCGUGUUUGUUGCUCUAGUCUCGGAUAGGUUUGUGGUACUAGCUUUCUUCUCUCAGUCUUUGGACAGCGACUUCACAUUCACUCUACCCGCUGGUCGCAAAGAGUGUUUCUACCAGACCAUGAAGAAAGAUGCCUCGCUGGAGAUUGAAUAUCAGGUAUUAGAUGGCGCAGGUCUCGAUGUAGAUUUCUUCAUCUCCUCUCCGUCUGGCCAAGUGCUGUUCAGUGACUACCACAAAUCAGAUGGAGUGCACACUAUCGAGACGGAAGAUGGAGACUACAUGUUCUGCUUUGACAACACGUUCAGUUCCGUCUCUGAGAAGCUCAUCUUCUUUGAGUUGAUCCUGGACAACAUGGAAACAGACGAAGACCCAGACGACUGGAAGGAGUACGUCCACGGAACAGACAUCCUGGACAUGAAGCUGGAAGACAUUAUGGACACCAUCAACAACGUGAAGGCUCGGCUCGGCAAAAGCCUGCAGAUCCAGACGGUGCUGCGGGCGUUCGAGGCUCGCGACCGAAACCUCCAGGAGAGUAACUAUGACAGGGUGAACUUUUGGUCGAUUGUAAAUGUCAUCGGUAUGAUGUUGAUAUCGGCGGUUCAGGUCUACCUAGUCCGCUCACUGUUUGAAGAUAAAAGGAAAAUUCGUACAUAACGCUGCUCCAAAUGGAGGGACAGAGGGAGAGAAACGCACUUGCCCUCAGAUACCUUUUUGGGAUUUGUUUUCAGCAGAUCUCCUGGCUUGUGACUUUUAACACAAGAUGUCAUCUAUACACAUACAUAUGCUCAAACACAGACAGACAUUUUGACAUUUCUUUAUAACAAAGUCACCUCGUUUCUUUCUCUGGUCCUCAGUCUCUUUGCUACAGAAAAAAAAAAAAGUUUAUCUCUCUUUAAAAUGUUUAUAUAGUUUUAUAGUCCUCCCUAGUGGCUGUAAUUCUUCGCAUAAAAGUGACAUAACAAGCAUGUUCAUGAUGUUACUAUUUUUCUAUCUGAGUGUAAAGUUACCAGGCCAUGGCCAAUUGCAAAAAUGUUGUCUCUUUUUUUUGGACAUGUUUUUAUUUGAGCUAAACUAGAUGAAGAAAUUACGAAGAAUUUGAUCUGAGUAAGAGUGGGAAGUGCAAUCAGUCAGUCAGCAAGUCUUUCCCCAUAGUAGUUACUUACAAAAAUAUACCCUUUGUCUGUUACUAAGACACCUAAAGACCUAGACACACAGAGCCGACGGCCAAACGUCGUCAGAAAAGGUUGUGCUGAUCAUUCUCCCCAAAUUGGUCCAAAAAGUGCCUUGGAACACACCAAAGGGACUAAUCUGUAUUGUCGCCCAAAAAAAAUGAA